Molecule: messenger RNA, 1623 nt
Organism: Poecilia reticulata (guppy)
Lineage: Eukaryota; Metazoa; Chordata; Actinopteri; Cyprinodontiformes; Poeciliidae
Product: E3 ubiquitin-protein ligase RNF170
Molecular function (GO): ubiquitin protein ligase activity
Source: RefSeq, a predicted model, not a curated record
AUAACCAGAUGUUCGUGGUGAGUGAAAUAUUGCGUGGAGAAGGUUUGCCAGAGCACACGAAAAGUAAAUGAUUGACUAAUUCAGAUCCUACCCACCAAACAAAGCAUGGGAGGAAACGUAUCUCACUGAUCAUAUGACCCAAACUGCCCAUCAGUGACCAGAGUAAAAGGGGAUACAUGUUCAUUACUUGUUUAAACUACAAACGCUAAUAAUCACAGUCCGAUUUAAACUAAAUUAAACGCCGCCUUUGCUGUAGCUCGUCUAAAGUCUCAUUGACCUGCAGCGCUACCUUUAAACCAAAGGCCUCCGUCUGAUAUUGGAGGGUGAAGUUAAUCAUUGACGAGCAGCUGGGGUUUAUUAUCUGCUGCAAUGCUGUCAGGCAGCACUUCACUUCCCGCUAGGAAACGGAGACUGUACCUUUCUCUGCUGAACACGUCUGCUUUUACGAGAACCGCGACCUUGCUGCGCACGUCUCAGUCCAGACUGCUCCAUCUGCACCCUGAAGAUCAAGGGGGUCAGGAUCAUCCACAGCUUCGACCUGCACAAAACAAGCGGCUAACAAUGCAUGCAAGCUGCCAUAAGGAAUCAACGCAGUCUCGUCCAUCCAUGAGCUCGAGAGACUCCCACUGCCCAGUGUGCCUGCAGACGGCCACAUUCCCAGUCCAGACCAACUGCGGCCAUUUAUUCUGUGCUAACUGUCUGCUCACCUACUGGAGACAUGGCUCCUGGCUGGACGCGGUCAGCUGUCCCCUCUGCAGACAGAAGGUCAACGUGCUGUGCAACCUGUUUAAGGAGAGCCGAUCAGAUCAACAGUCCAAGAAGGUUCUCGGGGAAAUCACGGACUACAACAAACGCUACUCUGGAGCCCCGCGAAGGGUGACAGACUACCUCUGCGAUGCUCCACUUCUUCUGCAGUUACUGGCUCGUGGCCUCGGCACCAUGGGAAGCCUCGUCUGGCUCUUCCUCUUCAGGGUGGCCCUGUGCUGCGUGGGCACUGUGGUGUCCAUCUCCUCCUCCCCCUCCGUCGACCCUGCGCCGUCGUCGACCCCCCUGGAAACGGACCCCUCUCUUUGCGGACUGCUGGGGGUUCUGGACGACCUGGUGGUGGUCGUUCUGCUGCUCCUUUGCGUCAUUAACGUCAACCAGCAAAUUGCACCAGACGGCGGACGACACUCUCCAAACAGAUCGACCUCACAAGAAGUCAUGGGGAGUUCGCUGUAGUUCUAUGCUGCUCGACCGCAAGACGUUUGAAAUGGACUUUGAUUGGAUUUCUGCUCUCUGCCUCGUUGGAUGAGCAGAUGAGAGAAUAUUGACAAGAGCUGGACGCCAUUGAUCCCCUCACACUGUGGACUCCAGGCCUGCUUGUCGAGCGUUUACAGAGCUUAUGCAACUGUGAUGCAUUCAAAUGCAGUGUGGCGGUUCGGCUGUCGCACCUGAGCGUCAAUAAGUUGCCGCAAUAUUGGAGAAGACUUUUUAAAUCUCAUCCUUUAAAGCUUAACCUGUAAAUGUAGCAGGUUGCAGACGACAGCUGUCAUGCCAGUACUGUGAUGUUUUCCCUGUACAUAUGUGACAUUGUAUGAAGUUGUUUUUAUGGUUAAAAUAAAGAUUAUUUAUUGUACUGUA